CGAGUUCAGACGCAACACGCAUUCGCCAGGCUGCGACUCUGGGAACCGGCCGAACUGUGGGGAUACAGCGCACCUCAAGUUCGGCCACUUCUUCAACUCGCACUUGCACACCACGCCAUCCCCACCCCCGAGGCUUUUUUGUUCUCUUUUGGCGCCUCUGCAUUCCCAACAGCACGCCAACACCCGCGGCCCCCCCAACGCUCCGUCCCGAGACCUAAACUAGGGCCCGUCCAUGGAUGUGCAGCCCGACCUCGAAACUUGUGUGUGUGCCAACAACCGCCGCUCGUUGCAGGUGCUGCGCCAUGUGGCCCGGCGCCUGAGCGCCUCCAGCUUCGCUCUCCUUUGUUAGAGAUACCCAUCCGGCGUUUUCAGUUAUUCUUGUUGCUGGUGGUUUAUUACUUUUUAGUGUAUUAGUUAUACCCUUUUCGGGGCGCUCGCUGCUGCGAUGGCCGCUGCCCCAGCACCUGCCCCGCACAUGGAUACUUCAACAUCCUGGUUGCUGUUGGAAGACGAGACGACGGAAACGCGCUUGUUGGUUCUGGUCACCCAGGUUCUUGGCCUCAGCCCGGGCAUCGCCCAGGUACACCAUUCGUUCAGGGAUUUGGGAGGAAACGAACAGCAUGCCGUCGCGCUGAGGAAGGCUUGCAUGGCUGCCGGAAUGGACGUCAAGGUCAAGGAUAUCCUGCGCUGCCCGACCCUCGCCGAGUUGCAAACAUGCAUCACGCAGUGCGCGCCACAAAACCCACACCCGCAUUCCGAACCCGACGCCCCCGAGCCCGUCAUGAUCGCACCGCUAGAGAUCCACCGAGCAAGCCGCAUGUCGAUAAUGCCCGAACCCGAAGACGGCCACCUUCGGAAAUCGAGCGUGACCCGUUUGGACGCGGACGUCAGCCGGAGAACAGACAUUGAACACGCGUUAGGGUCACAGCCAGAGGUUGGGAGGAUAGCGGGAAUACGGCCGAAGGCAGGACUGCUCGAUGGGAAGUUCGUUGCUCUCCUCACGCUAGCGAGCACGCAAACAACACAGGAAAACCCGACCGCGGUCAACCUCAUUCCCCAGUCACACGCUCUUUUCGCUGGUACCCAGGUCGCCCGCCUAAAACGCGCUGCCGAGGCUGUGCUCCCAGCCGAAGCCAUUCCAGACCUGUGGAUUGUUUUGGACGGAAUGCCCCUGACCGAGGCCGGCGAUGUCGACAUGCGGCGGUUGCGGACCUGGGCCCAGAAUAUCAACGAGGACGUCUACCACCAAGCUCUGAGCCUAGAACACCAGGAGACGCUGCAAAACCCAGAAUCGGGCAUGGAAAAGUCAAUACAGAGGCUGGUUAGCAAGGUGUUGGAUGUGCCCCAAGGCCAGAUUGGCGUGAACUUCUCCUUCUCCCAGCUCGGCGGCGACGAGAUGACCGCCAUGGAGCUGGCCGCCAGGUGCAAGCACGAGUCCAUCUACAUCAACCCAUCCGACGCUCUCGGGUCCAUGACGCUCUCCGAACUCGCUGCUAUUGCCGCGUCUCGGGGUGGCCUGGCGCACAAAUGGGACGAGGAAACGUCGGACUGCUUUGAUCUCUCGCCGAUGCAGCACUUGUACUUCCAAACGGGCAUGGGCGGUGAUCUGAGGCGGAGACCUGCGCUUGAUGGGAGCUACCGCUUCAACCAGAGCCUGCUCUUGCGGCUCAAAAAAGUCUUCUCCUUCGAGGACAUAUCGGCUGCAAUCGAGGCUGUUGUCGCCCAUCACCCAAUGUUAAGGUCGCGUUUUGGCCGAGGCUUGAAUGGCUGGGUACAGAGGGUUCUUCCCGAGAUCGCCGGCUCCUACACCUUAUGCCACAGCGAAAUUCGAUCCGAGCGCGAGUUGGAAGACAUUAUCGAACGGACACAAAUGUCGAUCAACGUCGAGACCGGGCCGAUCUUCGCCGUUGACUAUCUCACUACUAAUGACGGGCAACAGUUAGUGUACGUCGUUGCGCACCACCUCGCGGUUGACCUCCCCUCCUGGCGCACCAUCAUUCAUGACCUCGACGAGCUGUUGGAAAACGGAAGUUUAUUGUCGCAGAGGUCCAUGCCCUUUCACAAGUGGGUAGACCUCCAAAAGGCAGACGCUCUAGGUCCGAACCCCCAGGACCUCCUCCCUUUUGCCCUCCAACCUGGGGAUUACGCCUAUUGGGGUCUCCAAGACACGCCGAAUACGUACGGCGAUGCCGCCGAGGUCAGCUUCUCGUUGAGCCAAGAGCUUACCACCAUCCUGCAAAGUUCUUGCAACCAGGUCUUCAAGACCGACUCUGUUGACGUCUACCUCGCCGCCCUCGUGCUCUCUUUUGCCCAGACCUUUCACGACCGACCCGUGCCCGCCGUGUGGAAUCAAGAGCACGGUAGAGAUCCAUGGAACCCGGACAUCGACAUCUCCGAGACUGUGGGCUGGUUCACAUCCCUUUGCCCAGUUAGUCUCAAGGUAGAUACUUCGGACGACUUCAUCAAGGUAUUGCGCCACUUGAAAGACACUCGCCGAUCGAUCCCAGCGCGCGGUGCUCAGUACUUCGCCUCGAGAUUUUACCAUUACGACAAGGAGGACUUGGCAGCAAAAGACUGGCCGUUCGAGCUCAUCUUUAGCUAUGCGGGCUCGUUGCAACACCUAGAGCGUGACAAUGGAGUGAUGGAGCAGCUUGCUAUCCCCGGCCGGACGCUGGCGUCCAUGACAUCGGAUAUUGGGGCGAACGUGGGCCGGAUUGCGUUGUUCGAGGUCAGCGCCAUGGUUGACCAGGGGAGCGCCAAAAUCAAGUUUCUGUACAACCGCUUUUCCAAAGACCAGGCUCGGAUCACGCAAUGGGUUCAGAACUACGAGCACCUCCUCCUCGAGGCUAUCGGCAGGCUCAGGUACCACCCACAGGAGCUGACUCAAGCAGACGUUCCCCACCUCGACGUGACAUACGAAGGUCUCGAGAAGUUCAACAAGGAGCGCGUCGCCACUCUCAAACUCGCCAGCGUUCGGGAUGUCGAGACAAUUUACCCAGUUACUGCUGUUCAGCAAAGCAUCUUGAUCAGCCAGGCGCAGCGUCCGGACACGUGCUACUUGCAUGCAAUAUACGAGUUUGCGUCCCCCACCGGGGAUCCGAUUGACAUAUCCAGGAUAUGCAACGCGUGGCAACAAGUCACCAUGAGGCAUGCAGCGCUCAGGACCAUCUUCACCGAGAGUGUUACCGAAACGGGUCUUUGGGACAAGGUCAUCCUCCGCCGAACCUCGCCCGAGAUGCUGUUCAUCGAUACCGCGCCCGCCGAGGAUCCGGUGUAUGAGCUGAGCAACUUGCCGAACCUGCGACCGACGGAGAGCAAACCGCUUCACAGGCUCACCGUCUGCAAGGCCCCCACCAGGACGCUGGUGAAGUUGGAUAUCAGUACAGCGCUGUGCGAUUCCCUGAGCAUCCAUGUUCUUCUCCACGACUUGCGUCGGGCUUAUGCCACGGAACGAGCCAUCACCGAGGCUGACCAAUUCUCUUACCCCCAUUACCUUUACUUCCUCAAGACCGCCCGGCAAGAAAGCAGCCUUGUCUUUUGGCGUGAGAAGCUGACAGGCAUCCCCCCCUGUCUGUUCCCCCGCCUUACCAUACUUCCCGGCGAACUCGGGUUUGUAAAUACCUGCGUCGAACUCGAUAUCACUUCGUACCAGCUCUCGGGUUUCACCCGCACGCAAAAGACGACAGUCGACGCCGUCCUUCGGCUCGCAUGGGGUCUCAUUUUACGGUGUUUCACCGGUUCCAACCAAAUUUGCUUCGGGUUCCAGACAGUGGGCCGCGACGAUUCCAUACUCGGGAUGAGACACGCCGUGGGCUCCUUCUCCAAUACGAUCGCGUGUGCCUACGAAUUGGCGACGUACAGUCCGGUGGCUGCGGCACUACAAAUGGUCGAAGAGCACCUCCUCACCUGCCUCCCCCAUCAGCACUUCACGUUGGCCGAGCUCCAGCAUGGUAUGGGGAUGAAGGGCGGGGAUCGGCUUUUUAACUCUUGUUUAACUUUCACCGAAGAGCCGGCAGGGCUGAACAGCAAAUUCACGACCCGAACGACGUCCGAGCUCAAACCCAUCUCGCUGCAGCAGACUUUCGACGUGGAUAUUGUGGUCAACACCCGAUUCACGGCCGGCAAGUUGACUGUAGACAUUGGGCAGCGUGUGAUGUCUCCGGAGCAAUCCGUCAACGUGGCGAACACGUUCGGCGGAGCCAUCCGCGCCAUCUUGGCCUCUCCCAACACGUCCGUCGGCUUGGUUGACCUCUUCAGCGACAGAGAUUACGCCCAGAUACUCGCCUGGGAGGCCGAGUCGCCGCCUGAAGUAGAGGAGCAGGCACAGAACGUGGUCCAUGACCUAGUGUCACGACAGGCCACCAUACAACCGGCAUCGCAAGCCAUCUGCUCCUGGGAUGGAUCCCUCACUUAUCUCCAGCUUGAAGAGGAGGCGACCAGGCUUGCCCAUCAUCUUGUCGACGCGGGUGUCGGGCCCCACUCCGUGGUGCCAGUCGUAAUGGACAAAUGCAAGCUUGCGCCCGUGGCCAUGGUCGCUGUGCUGAAGUCGGGUGCUGCGUUCGUCCCGGUCGACUCGCUAGAACUCGGCAUGAUCCAGCCCAUCUUUGAGCGUCUCAACUCGAGAGUAGCCAUCUCAUCAGAGCUUGCCGCCCCGGUUCUCACCAACCUCUUUGAUCGAGUCGUCGUCCUGACUGACGACUUGAUGAGCGUCCUGCCACGAGGCGAAGGGCCGCUAACUUCGAUGGCCGCCCCGAGCGAUCCAGCAUGCAUCCUCUUUGUGCCGAUAUCGUCGACCGACGCGAGGGGGUUGACCUUCAGCCACGCAGCACUGUCCACGUCUCUCAUGGGGCAGGGGCCCGCCGCACGGAUUUCGCCUCUUAGUCGCGUGAUGCAGCUCUCAUCGUUCAACGUGGACAUUUGCAUCACCGAGAUCUUCACCACACUCGCAUACGGCGGCUGCGUUUGCGUACCUUCUGCCGCGGAGAGGUUGCAAGAUUUCAGCGCUGCCGCCAACCGGAUGCAGGUCAACUGGUCCUAUAUGACACCACUCCUGUCCCGAAAGGUGGACCCAACACUUCUGCCGUCGCUCAAGGUCGUUUGCUUUCGGACUAGGGGGCUCGACGACGACACGUACAGCAUUUGGCACGGAAAAGCCAACGUUGUUCUGGCGUAUGGAUCACAAGAUGUGUGCCCCCUGGGCAUCGCUUUCCUUGAAGCUCUCGGCCCUCAGCAUUUGAAGAGUAUCGGCCGACCUUUCGCGGGCAAUCUCCUGAUCGUCAACCCGGAAGACCACAAGAAGCCCGUGCCGGUCGGGGCGGUUGGAGAGUUGGUCGUUGAGGGCCCCACGCUGGGAUUCUCGUAUCCGAAUCGGGAGUCAACCAUGACCCCUCUGUCGCCCCUCGGGCCUGCUUCUGGGGGAAGAGCACGGUAUUUGAAGACCGGACAUCGCGCGCGGUACACUGAAAGGGGUCUGAUGGAGUUCAUCUCCAGCAAGCGAGACGACAUCGACAUGGAUGGCAAAGUCAUCAAUCUCACCGAGAUCGAGCAGUACCUGCGUCGUUGCCUGGGGCAAGGGGUUGAUGUUGUUGUCGAAACAGUCAUAUUUCGGGGCCCGGCGAAGAACGAUACCAUCCUGACCGCUUUUAUUGAGCUUGGCGACCGUUUUGGUAACGAAGAGACGCUCACGUCACUGAGCUCGACAACUAAGGAGCAGCUUGCACUGGCAAAGCAGCUGGUUACAAUGGGGCUGAAGAACACGUUUCCACCGUCCAUGAUCCCUUCAGCUUUUAUCCCAGUCAAACAUCUUCCCAUCACACCCUCACUCAAGGUUAACCGACGACGGCUGCAGAAGAUGAUCGCCGGCCUAACCAAGGACGAUCUUCUGGGCCUUGCCACCGUGCCGAACAAGGGUAACUUCCAGCAUCUCAAACCCUUGCCCUUGACCCAAGGCGAGGAGAAGAUGAGGGCUAUCUGGGCACGAGUACUGGGUAUCGAGGAGGCCAAGAUCUCGGCUAUCGACAGCUUCUUCAGCGUUGGCGGAGAUGAUAUCGCAGCCGCACAGCUAGUCGCUGUGUGCAAGCAACAAGAUAUUGCUAUAUCCAUCGCCGAUGUGCUUCGCGGCGCGACAUUAACAGACCUCAGUCAGGCGGUCGUUACUGUAGAGUCGCCACAAAUUAUGCAGGAGGCCUCGCCGGCACCCCCAACCACAUCGCCGUCGCCGGUACCCCUCAACCCGAACGCGAUCAAAGAGGUCUUUAUUGAGAAGGUGAUUGCCCCGGGGGUUGGAGUCGACGCUAGCGUGAUCGCCGACGCGGCCGAGGCAUCAUCGGCACAGAUCCGGUACAUCGAGACCGGCAUGCUUCGGGGUCGUACGAACAUCAACUAUUUAAUCUUCAAUUUCACCGGCGCCGUCGACUCGAAGAAGCUGGAGGAGGCUUGCAAGACGUUGGCAACAAUACACCCGAUCCUACGCACGGCAUUUGUCCCACACAACCGCCGAGUGUACCAAGCUGUCAUCAAGUCUAGCGGCAUCGAGUUUCGCCGGCAUUACUGCCCGACAUGGCGGCUUGCUAACAUGCUGGACAAGGUGAUCAAGAAAGACCAAAGCACAGCCGUCGGAUUCGAAAAUCCGGUGACCAAGUUCAUGUUUCUCGACGGUAGCAAGCAGUCAAUCCUCAUCCUGCGGCUCUCCAAGGCACAGUACGACGAUCUGUCCGUUGCGCUGCUGGUCAAGGAUCUCAAGAGGUUAUACGACGGCUCUCAGAAGCCACCUCGCCGGCCAACCUUCUGCGACUUUAUGCGUACCGCUCAAGCCGCCAAUUCCAACGGGGCCGAAGAAUACUGGCGUGCGUUGCUUGAGGGCUCCCAGGUGACCCAGGUCGUCGCGCAUGUGCAGCCCUACGACAUGUCGACAGACAUCCAGACGGUUCGAAACCCUGCGCUUGCGCUGGGUUCGCUUUCUAGCCUCGGGAUAUCCUUCGAGACGGUCCUCAAGGCGGCUUGGGCAAUGGUGCUCGCGAAUCUCUCGGCGUCUUCUGACGUCGUCUUCGGAGAGGUCAUCGAUGGCCGCCAUGUUAGACUUCCGGGGGGGCAUUCAGUCGCCGGCGUAAUGGGGCCUACUGUUAAUGCCACGCCCGUCCGAGUUCAGUUCCCAGAUACCCCACUGACGCCGGUGAACUUGCUGCAAUACAUCCAUGCACAGCGCAUGUCGGGCAUCCCGUUCGAGAAUCUCGGAUCAUUGGCCAUCGUGGAGAAAUGCACGCCUUGGCCAUAUUGGACUCGGUUUAGCACGCUGGUGCAGCAUCAGUACGAAGACACGGCCAUCAACCCGUCGGAGCCCAAGUCGUUCCACCUUGGCACCGCCUCCUGCAAGUUCACUAUCCACGAGUCGAAGGCCCAGGAUAUGCCCGACUUGUGGGUGAGAUCUCUUGUGCGCCCGACAAACCGUGUCGAAAUCUCCAUCUCGUUUUGUGCCGACCGUCUUACCGAGAAGUUUGCUGAACACGCACUGCGCAUGCUCUGCUCGACCAUCAGCCUCCUAACGAGCGUCAGCAUCAUGCAGCCCGUUAUCCCGUGCGGGUACCAGUACCGGAGCAUGAUUAAGAGGAUUCCGUUGCCGGCGAAGCCCACCGUGAGCGAUGACUCGGAAGCGGACAGCAGCAUCAUGAAUACUCUGAGCAAGGAACAGAUCGAGGCCGUCCAGAUGGUUAUUCGAGAUACUUGGACAUCGAUCCUCAACCCCAGUGCAUUGGGCGUGCCCGAGGCCCAAAUCCACAACGCGGCGUUCUUUGAUCUCUGGGGAAGUCUCAUCCCGGCCUCUCAGAUUAUGCGGCGGCUCAACGCCGAGCUCCCCAGGGUCAACCUGCCAGGAGCAGAUGCCAAUCUACAAAUCGCCAUGGAAGAAAUUGUCGAGAACCCAACCAUGCUGAAACAGUUUGAGCUCGUGGCAUCCAAGCUCAAGCCCCAGCCCGGUAAAGAGGCACCGAAGGGUAGAGAGAAGGAAAAAGAGAAAGAAGUCGACAAGAGCAGCGGGGGGACGCGACCACCGCCACAGGCCCACAAGAGGAGACCGAGCAUCGGGAAUGUCGGAAUGCCAUCGCCCUCCUUUGGCAGCCGCCUUCGUCGGUUUGCCAGCACUGUCGCCCGGAAUACAUCCCCGCCAACCAACAACAAUAACGUCACGGCCGCCGUUAUAAAACAUCCCACAAACUUCCAACCCCCGCCGACCCCGACCUCCCCGGUCGCCAUCGGCCUCGCCUCGGCCAUGGUCGCCGACCUCCCUCCCCUCUCUCCAAGAGUAAUCCCUAGCCCCAACAUGCCAGGCAUCAUCACGCCGCGCAGCACUCCAAAGAUCCCGGGCAGCUCUAGCCCCGGGCUGAAUGUCCCUACCGCCGCCCCACAGCUCCCCAAUCUCCCGGCCUUCGACCCCAUCGCCGAGGAGGCCGAGCCGCCAUACGACGACUACGGCAUCACCAACACGCGCGGCGGCGCAACCCAGGCCCCGGUGUUCCGUCAGAGCCAGACGCUCACCACACCGCCGCAGGGCCACGGCAUCGGCAUCUUCCUCGGCGAGCCCGACAGCAUGACCGAGGGCAGCAGCGCGAGCAGCACCAACGCCAGCACCGAGAUGACGCUGGCCAUGGCCAUGAGCAUGGGCAGCGGCCACGGUGGCGGCGCGCUGCCGCCGCCCGCGAGGAGCGAGAUCAAGAAUUCCGACCUCGAGCGCGACGCGCCCAAGGAUACCGGCACCCGGAACACCGACCGCGACACCCUCGGCCCCCUGCCGGGUAACAUCGCGGCAGCCUACGUCGGGAAGGCGCCCGUCAACAUGCGUGUUGUGCUGCCGCCGCCGGGGACGGGGCUGCGGCCUGCUACUGGUGGAGGUGGCGGUGGUGGUGGUGGGGCGCAGGAGGCGAUGGAGGAUCUCGUCAGUCCGCUGAGUGCGGUCACGCUGACGCCGGGGAGCGCGGGCAGGCAGGUGGGCGGGAUGCAUCAGCAUCAGCAGCAGUAUCAGCAGUAUCAGCAGGGGCAUGGUUAUGGUCAGGGUCAGGGUGGGCAGGGGAGUGCGGCGCCGGUGUCGGCUGUUUCGGCUCCGAGCCCGGGGACGCCUGCGAGGCGGGGUUAGAUAGGGGUUGGGUUGGAUGGGGGCGUUUUGGUGGUUGGUUUUUUGUCUGGUGGGUGGUGAUGAUUGUGAUGAGUGAACGUGGUUUUGGAUGUCGCUUGCUCGGAUGUGUUUUAGAAUGAUCUUGGGGCGUUGGAAAGUUUGGUUUCUUGUUGUGAGGUUCUGUUGUUUGUAUAUACCUGGGCUGUUAGGUUUUGGUGAUACCGUCUUCAGCAUGGCGUUUGCCGACAGGAGGGGAGUUGGGAUAUUGAUGUUUUAAUGCUGUUACACGACGAGAAUGUCCGGUUCUGUGAUAGAUGCUUACUUGUACAUCCGUGCUCAGCAACUGGGCCUCCGUCAUAUUGAAUCGAGGGUACUUGUGCGGACACGAUUUCCAUUUGGUCACCCAUAGAAGGGCGUAAUUUACACUUAAGUACGCGGAUCAAA
This is a messenger RNA of Chaetomium fimeti, 9547 nucleotides long. RefSeq lists its product as uncharacterized. Gene Ontology annotation, molecular function: catalytic activity. Bases 446 to 9124 code for a protein of 2892 amino acids. The transcript has 3 exons. NCBI's taxonomy places the organism in Eukaryota, Fungi, Ascomycota, Sordariomycetes, Sordariales, Chaetomiaceae. The record is from RefSeq and is a predicted model, not a curated record.